UUUCCUAUAAAAAAUUGCAGCCAAGCGUUUUAAAUCCCUCCUUAGGGUUAGCGUUCAAAGCUGUGCUUUCCACACGCUUUUUAUUCACAAUAAAAAACGAAAACGAAAAUAGUUUCCUUCUAAUUCCGUGACUUUCAGAUACAUGCAUAGCAGUCAUAUUGGAAUAAGCCCAUCUCUAAGAAGCGAAGAAGCUGUAUUGCAAUCUGGCUAGAAACAGGCCGUCGUCUCAGAAGCAUGCUAAGGAUUGGGUUUUUAUAGUUGCUAAAGAUUCUCUUUCACUCUGGCCGCUGCAACAAAAUCGAACUCUUCUCGCACCUCUAAGUGGGUGUGGGGUAAUAAUGAGGGGGUGAUUUUACUUUGUGUUUUGAGGAGAUCAAGAUCAUCACACAUCUGGAGGUUGUGUCGAGUUUCAGAGGGUUUGUCGCUUGACUAUGGCUAAGGUCCAUUUUGGUUGAGUUCCAGGAAGAUUGAUUGUAGCAUGUGAUUGUAUUUUAGAGAAACCAGAUCUAUAUUUUGGGCUUGAGUAACAGAGCAGGAUUGUUGAUCAUUGUUAGCUUUUAAUGUUACGAAAAGAGUAGUUGGCUUGUGAAAGAAGCUUUGGUUGAUUUCAAUUAAAUGGUUAGGUUUUCAUGUUUCAAUGCUCAUAUCAAUUCCCACAAAGCAAAAAAAACAGUUCAAUUGUCUGUUGAAGCAAUGCAGAAGACCUUGCAAGAUUGUUCUUUAAAACAGGACCUGAAGGACUUUUCUUCUUCAGACCUAAACCCAAUACAUUUGAAGGAGCAAGAAGAUGGUCUCUUUAAUACUUGUGCUAAUGAUCUUACAAGUUCCUCUUCCGUUGACCGUGGCUGGAAAUUAGAGGAAAUCAACGGCGAAUACGACACUGAGAGGAACAUAGGGGUUCAUCAGAAUGGGCAUAUUAAAAAGAGCCUUUCUCUAGAAAGUGGACUGGAAAGAAAGGGGAGGGUUUCUGUUGGCAAUGAUUUAGAUGAUGAGGCAAAUAAAAGAUUUUCUUGUGAUGGUUCCCCUGAUCACAGCGGGUUGGUGGUGCCAUUUUGUGGCAAGGAUCCGGAAAUAACCUUGCCCAAUCAGUUUCAAGAAGCUCUGCUCCCUGAUUCUUUCCAAGUAGGUUCCGAGUUGGUGAACAAUGGGUCCGUCUUCUCAAUCGGGGAGACACAACAGUCAGAAAAAGGAGGAAGUGAAAACUGUGAUAACCAAUUUUUUGGUGAGAAUGCCGAUAAGUCUAGAUAUCAUAUGCCUCGUACUCCCCCUCUUAUCAUAAAAUCAAGUUCUUUGCCCAACAUUGGUUCUUUGGGCGGCUCUUCUCCUCCUACGUACAUGGCAUCUCGCUCUAGAUCUUCUGAGGAUCUUCAGAUUCUAGACUCGAGGCGGAGAGAGAUGUCAGCUUAUGAGAUAGGUGCACAAGUAACACAAGACCAGGGAAAAGAUUAUUCCGUAUCAAAUAAUGAGAAAAAUAAUUGUGAGAACCCUGCUGACGAUGGUUAUGAUUCUUGUAACUAUGUUGGUUCAGCAAAGGACUGGAUAAUACCUGUGAUGGAUGAAGAGAACAUGGUGAAAAACCUUCAGGGGGAAUCUUCAUCACGCCAGUGGAAUGAAUUGCCAAACAAGGAUUUCAAGACCAAACGUAUUGAGGAUUGGGUUAUUGAUCUUCAGCAUUUCAGCCCUUUGGAUGAGACAGAUGAAGUACCCACUUCUAACGAUCAUCAGGUACAGAGAGGUGCCACUGUCUUGGACCAUCUGACUGCUGCAAGGUUAGAUGGUAAGAUAAUCCCAGGAAUGGAAGCAGUUAGGAAAUAUAUCUCUUCUUUGAGUGCCUCAGCCACCGCUGCUCAGCUGGCAAAUCAUGGGUUGGUUGUGAUCCCAUUUCUCAGUGCUUUUGUAAGCCUAAGGGAGCUUAAUUUAUCGGGAAAUGCUAUAGUGAGGAUAACUGCUGGUGCUCUUCCCCGAGGACUCCAUGUUUUGAAUCUGUCAAAAAACAAUAUCUCCACCAUUGAAGGUUUGCGUGAACUUACACGACUUCGUAUACUCAACCUGAGCUACAACCGGGUAGUCAGAAUUGGACAUGGCCUAGCUUCUUGUUCCUCUCUAAAAGAGUUGUACUUGGCUGGAAACAAAAUUAGUGAGGUUGAAGGACUUCACCGGCUCCUAAAACUGAAUGUCCUUGAUCUGCGGUUCAACAAGAUCUCGACAGCCAAAUGUUUGGGCCAACUUGCGGCUAAUUACAAUUCGUUACAAGCCAUCAGCCUGGAAGGAAACCCAGCCCAGAAGAAUGUAGGAGAUGAACAACUGAAGAAGUAUCUGUUCGGUCUUCUUCCCCAUCUGGCUUAUUUCAACAGGCGGCCUAUUAAAGUCGGCACUUUGAAAGAUGCAGCAGACCGAUCAGCUCGAUUAAGUAUGUCUGCCCAUCAGACUGAUCGUGGCCUUCGAUCAGAACACAAGAGUUUGCGCAAGGCAAGCCAUGGUGUUGCAGCUCACAAGACGAUGUUAUCUUCAUCAAUCCAUGGUCGUAGAAGUCAAGUCGUGGAUCCAGCAAAACAGUCCAAAGGCAAGCAUGGGCGCCUGCCUCCUCUUGGGACUAAAGCAACAACUAGCAAUCGGCAUCAGUUUUAUGACAUCGGCAGCAAACUUCUGAGCUUCAGACCUGAUCUCUCUAUUCGGAGGAGUCGGAGUGAGGGAACUUUGGCAGCUCUUUGAGCUCAUUCUCAUGCUUUGCAUAUGAAUUAUAUACUACUCUAGUUCUGGUUGUGGGUUUUCAAUUGCGAUUUUGUGUUUUAACAUAAAUUAAUGCCCGUCCUCAGUGUAACAUCUUGCAUCGGCGGGCAAGAUUGGUAAAGGUCGUUCAUUGCAGUAGAUUGCAAAUGUCGUUUCUUUUCUUGCAGUGGAUUUGUAACUAGUUUAAGUGGAUUGAGAAACUGUUAAGAGCCACCCUUUGUAUAAUUUUUUUUUUUCACCUGGAAUCAUUUGUUUGGAUUGUAAUAAGCUUGAAUUUCUGAAUUAUUUUCUAAAAU
Molecule: messenger RNA, 3026 nt
Organism: Cornus florida
Lineage: Eukaryota; Viridiplantae; Streptophyta; Magnoliopsida; Cornales; Cornaceae
Exons: 5
Coding region: 616-2712 (698 amino acids)
Cellular component (GO): cytoplasm
Molecular function (GO): protein kinase binding
Source: RefSeq, a predicted model, not a curated record